AUGGAUUUCGAUGAUUCAUCUGGAUCUUCUAACGGUCACGACGAUUACGAAGAUCGUUUCCAUAAUGUGAUUCUUCGAGCUGCCCAACUAGUUCAAAGGCGGCUUGUUGACCAACCUGCCCCAAUCAUUCACCAAAGGGUACCAGUUGACCGUAAUCGUAUUGAAGCACAUGCGCGUUUGAUGCAUGACUACUUUGAUGAUCAACCGCGAUACGACGCGAGACUUUUCAGGAAAAAGGUUUCGUACCCAUAUUUUCAGACGAGAUAUGACCGGGCUGGGAGAAGAGGGUUCGCCGGGGUACAGAAGUGUACAUCUGCAAUUCGCCAAUUGGCAUACGGCGUGAAUAGUGAUUUCCUUGAUGAGUAUUUGCAGAUGUCUGAGCGAACUUCAAGGGAAGCGUGUCUAAAAUUUUGUAUCGGUAUACGGGAAAUUUAUGGGCCAACAUACCUACGGAGACCAACUCCGACCGCUCUGCAUCGUAUGUACUAUGUCCAUGAACAACUUCUUGGUUUUCUCGGUAUGAUUGGUAGUAUUGAUUGUAUGCAUUGGCCAUGGGAGAUGUGUCCAGGCGCUUGGCGAGGUACUUACACAAGCGGUCAUGUGGGUAGACCGUCAUUGAUACUGCAGGCGGUAGCAUCCAACGAUCUAUGGAUUUGGAAUGCUUAUUUUGGACAGCAAGGUUCGCACAAUGAUAUCAAUGUGUUUGAAGUAUCGCUGAUUCUUGAGGAAAUUAUUAACGGCUUGGCACCUAGUGUUCCGUUUUCGGCAAACGGAAACCAUUACGAGAAGGGCUACUAUUUGGGCGACGACAUCUAUCCUGAAUAUAUUACAUUUGUGAAGACGUUUUCCGACCCGAUUGAUGAAAAAAGAAGGCUUUUUAAGAAAAAACAAGAGUCGGCACGAAAGGGUAUUGAGCGGGCUUUCGGUGUGCUUAAAAAACGAUGGAAGGUUCUAAAACAUCCGGCGCUAUAUUGGGACAAAAAAUCCAUUCAGGAUGUUUGUUAUGCUUGUAUCAUAUUACAUAAUAUGAUUCUGGAAGACGAAGGCAAAGCCGUGUGCCAAGACUACAAUGCUCAAGAACCGAGCCUAAAUCCCGAUUAUUGGAGUCACCAAACUCCAAUGGAAGUUUGGAUCCAAAAUCUGCAUACCGUCAAAAACCGAGAAACCCACAACAUGCUAACGGCAGAUUUGGUUGACCAUCUUUGGGCGAACACACCACAUGACUUCGAGCCUCCAGCCGAUCCCUUCGUCGAUCUUCGAGAUUAUGUUAGCACCGACGAUGACGACUCUGAUUAG
Molecule: messenger RNA, 1296 nt
Organism: Erigeron canadensis
Lineage: Eukaryota; Viridiplantae; Streptophyta; Magnoliopsida; Asterales; Asteraceae
Product: protein ALP1-like
Exons: 4
Coding region: 1-1296 (431 amino acids)
Source: RefSeq, a predicted model, not a curated record